This is a messenger RNA of Hyaloscypha bicolor E, 2913 nucleotides long. RefSeq lists its product as uncharacterized. Lineage: Eukaryota; Fungi; Ascomycota; Leotiomycetes; Helotiales; Hyaloscyphaceae. The transcript has 9 exons. The record is from RefSeq and is a predicted model, not a curated record. Gene Ontology annotation, cellular component: cytoplasm; membrane. Gene Ontology annotation, molecular function: phosphotransferase activity, for other substituted phosphate groups. The coding region runs from base 1 to 2913 and encodes 970 amino acids. Gene Ontology annotation, biological process: phospholipid biosynthetic process.
AUGGCACCCUCCUUUUUCAAAGAUAUUCGGCGAAGGUCGAGAGCAAGCUUCAAAACCGACGGAAGCGCGGAUUCAAGCAACGGAACCAAUGGCUCUGCCGCCAACACACAAUCCUCGUCGACUUUGAACUCAACCUAUGGAGGAAAUACCCCACCUACACUGGCAACCUCGAGCUCCUCCCCCAACCUCCAGAUCCUUGCCAACAACCAACCCACAUUACCGCCAGCUCGGCCUACGAUUUCGACUUCCUCCAGCAACAGAUACAGUGUGUCGGGAAUGUCUGGUUUAGGCUCGCCAUCACAGAAAUCAUCUAUUCCACCAUCGCCCUAUGCACCACGAAUACUAUCUAUCUCGGACAACACUUGGGUUUAUCAAAAAGUUAUUUCGAUAUACGGAGUAAUUGCUGAUCCUGCGUCACUGGCUCUGGAAGGGAAUUUGACUGUGAGCCGACUUGAUGACGGUUUUCCACCAACAUUCUGGCCUGUUUCGGAAUCCCAUUUCAAGGCCCUGAUAUUUCUCUUACCAGGCCCAAACAAACUUCGGUUCGAUUUCUCCUCACCUAAGCUUGCAAACAGCAAUACUUCAAAUCCCAUACACUCUUCAUACCUCACUAUUCACAUGAUGCCCCCGCUCGAGAGUCCACCUUUGCAGCUGGUCAUUCUACUGGGUAAAGAUUCGCCGGGCACGUUCGAUGCCGUUCCUGCGAGGACUGAGAAGGAAGGGAAUGGCCUUGAGACUGCAAUUAGAAAGUUCAGAAUGGCAGCCUAUCUCUGGCAAGCCUUCACCGCUGAACAGAUGUUCCGCAACAAGCUCGGAAGGAGAGUCUUUAGGAUGGAAGAGGAAUGGGUCACGGGUACUUCGAACUAUCGAGAUCGCGAGACAGGGACUAUGCGGAGCGAGGCCAAAAUCCACAUCGUCCGGAGCUCCAAAACCGUCGCGGAGCUUCGUGACCCCGACCUUGCUCAACAAAACCCAACGGCUAAACGAUCUGGCGAUCUGUUUGGUAUUGCCUCAGAAGCGGUUCGAGACUAUUUCAAACCUCUUCCCGGCCAAAAGCAGUACGUGUCUGUGCUGCUAUUGGAUGCGCACUGGGAUAAUCAGACAAAGCUAAUCACUGGGCAUGCCGCCUUGGGCGGUGGCGGAGGCGAAAUCCAACUUGCCAUCUUUGGUUCCCAGGCUCUACAGAGUUAUCCAUCCUCUAUCGAGGAGAUUGUUCCAGCAUUCUCCGAUUGUACGCCAACGGACACAAACUAUGUCGCCAAUGAUUGUAACGAAUCUGGCAGUAGUUGGGAAGCUGCAAAUAUUGGCAUUGGCGCGCACCUGCACGAGACUGGCCAUUUAUUUGGUUGCCCCCACGAAGAAAGUGGAAUAAUGCUCCGGGACUAUGUCACACUCAAUCGGUCGUUUACCAUUCGAGAACCAUACUCAACGCGUACAAAGUCGAAAGGUGGCUUGGUGUUGCCAAAAGAUGAGUGUGCCUGGCAUCGUCUUGAUGUGCUCCGAUUUAAAGGGCAUCCCUGCUUUACUUUGCCAACAGAUCCACCCCGGAACAGCGAUGAAUCAGUCCAGGUUUGGCCGGUAGACAAUGGCAAUGUCAUUGUCACUGCUCCUUCGGGCGUCGCCUACCUCGAGAUCGUUCCGGGAGGCGACGACGUGUGCAAAUAUUGGCAAGAGUUCGGUGACGGAAAUGGCAACGGUCCUAUCCAAAAACAAAUCAUCUUGACGGAACAGGAAUUGAGGAGUCGAUUGUCCGACGACAAAAAGAAGCUGAAGCUGAAGCUGAGCAUUAAAUCGAUCGCUGGUGGAAGCCAUGAAGUUGAAGAUUUUGGACUACUCUCGUCCAAAGCUUCAAGAGUGAAGCUUCCCAAUGGCCAGCUCGCUUUCCGAAGUAGCAGAUUGGGCCUCUCGAAAAUGGAUGGUUCCCGCCCUGAAGAAGUCAUUUUCGACAGUGCAGUGCGGCAAACAAAAUUGCUCACGCAAGUGCGAGUCUACCAUGGAUUUGCGUUUGAUGGAAUCGAAUUCAUCUACGAAGAUUCGACCUCUCAGCUUUUUGGGAAGAGGGGAGGCGAACCGGAUACCCGACGAGGUGAGGUCAUUACUGGAUUCUACGUCCGAAGCGGAUUUUGGAUUGAUGGGAUUGCCAUCAUGACCAGUCUGGGUAGGAAGUCGGCCGUGUUUGGGAAUGCCAGUGGUGGUUCUGGAAAUACUUUGAUACCCCCGAGAGGAUAUAGCAUUGCAGGCGUUACUGGAUCAUCUAUCGACAAGCAGAAGAAGCUGCUCACUGAUGACAACACUCAUUUCUCCAUGAUAAAAAUGCUCCACCUAGCUGAUCUUAUUACGGAGUUGAAUGGCUUCUGCGGAGUUAUGUCUAUCUUCUCUUCUAUGCGAUACUGCCUUGGGCCUCCCUCUGCACAUGCAAAUCUCUGGGCGGCAUUGGCAUUCAUGCCCUUUGGGUUAUUCUUCGAUUUCAUGGAUGGCAAGGUUGCACGAUGGAGGAAGAAGAGCAGUUUGAUGGGGCAGGAGCUUGAUUCCUUGGCAGAUCUGGUGUCUUUUGGUCUCUCGCCCGCCGCAGCAGCAUUCGCCAUUGGCCUUCGCACUCCAGCCGACCACUUCUUCCUCACGUUCUUUGUUCUUUGUGGCCUCACUCGCCUUGCACGCUUCAAUAUCACUGUUGCGAAUGUACCCAAAGAUGAUACGGGAAAGAGCAAAUAUUUUGAAGGCACUCCAAUCCCUACCUCGUUGUCGAUUGCAGCGUUGAUGGCAUACUGGGUCAGCCAGGGUUGGAUCCUGGAAGAUAUUCCCAUGGGAACUUGGGCAACAGGGACCACCUUUGAGUUCCAUCCUGUGGUCGGACUAUUCGUUCUCAGUGGAUGUUUGAUGACAAGUAAGACGCUCCAUGUUCCAAAGCCAUAG